Molecule: messenger RNA, 2273 nt
Organism: Botrytis cinerea B05.10
Lineage: Eukaryota; Fungi; Ascomycota; Leotiomycetes; Helotiales; Sclerotiniaceae
Exons: 1
Coding region: 109-1743 (544 amino acids)
Biological process (GO): protein folding; protein peptidyl-prolyl isomerization
Cellular component (GO): catalytic step 2 spliceosome
Molecular function (GO): peptidyl-prolyl cis-trans isomerase activity
Source: RefSeq, a predicted model, not a curated record
GAAAUUCAGUCAGAAGUCAAAUAAUUGAUUGACAUCUUUUCCAUCGCAUCCAACACAUCUCACAAGGCCUCAUUAAUUUGUCGGACUUGAUCCUUUGUACAGCUCAAUAUGUCAUCACUCUACAACCUCGAACCUCAACCUACUGCAUCAUGCAUUCUACACACCACCUCUGGCGACAUCUCUCUCGAGCUCUGGGCGCAACAAAUUCCCCUCGCAUCGCGCAAUUUCCUGCAGCAUUGCCUCGAUGGCUAUUACGAUAAUACGGUGUUUCAUCGACUGGUGCCGGGCUUCAUUCUGCAAGGUGGUGACCCUACAGGUACUGGAUCUGGUGGAGAAUCGAUUUACGAUGGCGGCGCAUUUUCCGAAGAAAAUGGCGUGUGGCCGAUGGAAGAGCGAAAAGGUCAAAAUGCGGGAUCGAGAGGAGUGGGAUUCAAGGACGAGUUCCAUAGCAGGAUAAAAUAUAAUCGGAGAGGAUUGUUGGGGAUGGCAAAUGAAGGGAAGGAUACGAAUGGGAGUCAGUUCUUUUUGACUCUUGGAGAUACGCCUGAGUUGAUGGGGAAGAAUACGUUGUUUGGGAGGGUGGAGGGAGAGACGAUAUAUAAUUUGGCGAGGAUGGGGGAGGCAGAGUGUGGAGAGGGAGAGAGACCGUUGUAUCCUACGAAGAUUACGGGGGUGGAGAUUUUGGUGAAUCCGUUUAAAGACAUGGUUAGGAGGGAGAGGGUUGCAAAAAUUGCGGUUCCCGAGAAGAAGGCUCCAGAAAAGAAGAAGAAGAGGAAAGCUGGGAAACAGUUGUUGAGUUUUGGGGAUGAUGGGGAGGAAGGGGUGGAACAACCAGUUGUCAAGAAAAAAGCGAAAUUCGAUACGAGGGUUGUAAUGGACGAUGGAACUGCAGAUAAUGAACCGGAACCGGAACCUAAGGCUAAAUCCGCAUCGAGAAAGAAGGCUCCCAAAGCACGAUCAUCGGAAUCUCCUCAAUCGUCACCGGAACCCGAAGCAAGAGCACCUCCCAAACCGUUGCCCAAUAGAGCCGCAAAACUCGAACGAGAUAUUUCUUCCUCUCCAGAGCCUCAAGUUGAAAAGGUUGCCUCUUUGCUAGAUCGCACAAAUGCGCAAAUAGCGGAACUAAAAGCAUCCAUGAAGCGAAAUGUUCAAACAGCUCCCGAGCCUGAGAAGAAGAAAUCCGCUUUGGAAGCCAUGAUUCCAGCAACAUCUGUUCGUGGACGAAAGCGCAAUGCAAAUGGAAAAUCAAAUGCUAGUAACGAUCAAGCAUCUCUAGAUAUCUUACGAGCAUUUCGAGAGAAACUGGAGACUGCACCACCUGAAAAGGAAGUGGCUAAGCCUGUAUCACAUGACGAAGCUGAAUCUAAACACGAGGAAAAUGGAACAAACGAUGAUGAAGAAGCUGCAUUGUGCGAUUUACACUUUAUUGCAAAUUGUCAGUCUUGUCAAUCAUGGGAAGCGCAAGGGGAAGAAGAAGAGGAAGAAGAUUUCAAUGACAAAGGGUGGAUGUCUCAUGCGUUGAGUUUCAAGGAGGACAAAUUAGGCAAGGAUCUCAGUUAUAGGAAGAAAGCCGAAGAAGAAUUGGUGGUUAUUGAUCCUAGAGAGAAAGCUAAAUCGCUGAGGGAGGAAAUGAAGGCGAAAAGAGAUGCGAAAGCUGGAGGUUCGACGGGUAGAGAAUGGGAUAUCAAGCGGAACGAGAAAUUAGCGAGAGGAUCGGCUUUGGCUGGGAGAGGAGCUAAGUAAGACUCUGCAUGGCAAUGAUGAUGAGAGAAAGUUUGAAAAUGGUUCACAUGACGAAAAGGUCUGAGAUGGCUGAAAGAGAGAUCUUUCUGGUUGUGAUUCUGGAAGCCAAAUUGACGCUUCAGUGGUUUCCUCCGAAGUGAUGCAGAUGAUGCGACGGUGAACAAUGAAGAUGAUGAAAUAGGCGACUUGUCGAAAGAAGAAGAAUUGAUGAGGUAAAGAGAGGAGAGAAUGGAGGUGAUCUGGAUCUCUUGGCAGUCCGUGGGACCACGGCUGUGGUGACAGUUUACAAGGAUAACCAUGAAGUAGAAAGUUCUCCAAGCAAACUAUUUGGAUCAAUAUUUCAGAUUUCAAAGAAAAGUUUCGAGCGUAGCGAGCUAUGGGGGUUUGGGGGCUUGCCCCCAUUAAUUGGAAUAUAGAUAGAUAGGAGGAGGUUGAAUGAAAAUGAAAAUGAAGUUGGAAUUAAUUUUAUCUUGAGGAUAUAGAUUUUAUUUUUAUUUUUUUUGGAUAAAAUUAUUACUCGAAAGGUUCUC